This is a messenger RNA of Colias croceus (clouded yellow), 1678 nucleotides long. Its product is annotated as lachesin-like. Gene Ontology annotation, molecular function: protein binding; axon guidance receptor activity. Gene Ontology annotation, cellular component: neuronal cell body; plasma membrane; axon. Gene Ontology annotation, biological process: homophilic cell-cell adhesion; synapse organization. Bases 242 to 1570 code for a protein of 442 amino acids. The transcript is spliced from 12 exons. NCBI's taxonomy places the organism in Eukaryota, Metazoa, Arthropoda, Insecta, Lepidoptera, Pieridae. The record is from RefSeq and is a predicted model, not a curated record.
UCUACCUAGAACGGACGUUGCUGAAAAUGUAUAGGACUGUACAAAAAACACAUUUUUCCAUACAAAUGCAAUAAAAACUAUGUACUUCGAGUGAUUAUAGUGUUCUAUUGUGACUAUAUAGUGAAAUAAAUGCGAUAUUAAAAGUGUAGACAUUUAAGAAAAUACAAGAACGUUUAUGAAAACCAUCAGCUGAUGAAAAGAGAUGAGGCAGUGUGCGACAAAGACGAGUAGAUGCUGAGACAUGGCGUCGUGGCUACUACUGGCAGCCAUCUUUGGGGCUGCCCAUGCGCAGAGUAACAGAAAUGAUGGUCCAAGGUUCGUAUCCCGGGGCCAUUCUUUCAGGACAGUGGUGGGAGACACGUUACUGUUGCCAUGUCAAGUGCAGAACUUAGGAUCUCUAGUGUUACUAUGGCGACGGGGUCCAGCCGUACUUACAGCAGCCAGUCUCAUGGUGACCAGAGAUGAAAGAUUCCGACUGGUCGAUGGAUAUAACCUGCAGAUUACUGAUGUUGGACCGCAGGACGCAGGCGACUACGUCUGCCAGAUAUCAGACAGAGUCGCCCGCGACCAAGUCCACACUGUGGAGGUACUCGUCCCUCCCAGUGUGCGCGCCUCGCCCGAGUCGCGGCACGCGGCCGCGCGGCGAGGCGGGGCAGCUGUGCUCGAGUGCCGCGCCUCGGGGAACCCUGUGCCGAGCGUCACUUGGCACAAGUUGAACGAAACAAGCACACGGCUCGGUGAAGGUCCGCAAUUACAAUUAUCAAGGUUAGAGAGACAGCACAGUGGAAAGUACGCGUGUACUGUAGACAAUGGUGUUGGACCUCCGAUUGUUACUGAGUUUCAACUGCAAGUCCUGUUUCCACCAGAAAUAACAGUGGAACGGUCGUGGGUUCACACGGGAGAAGGGUUUCGCGCUGAACUGCUGUGCACAGUAUUAGCUGACCCGCCAGCUGAGGUACUAUGGUACCAAAACUCGUUCCCUCUUAGUGCAACGGACAGAGUGACUAUGUCGGUACGGGGGAACAAUCACACAUUACUUAUUGCUAAUGUGCAGCCGGAGGACUUCGGGAAUUAUACUUGCGUAGCGGACAACAGUCUAGGCCGUGCACGACAACACGUCGAAGUGUCCGGUCGUCCCGGACCUGCUCGAUUCACUUCCCCACCUCUAGCGAGAACCGCACAUUCAUAUACGUUGUCUUUUGCUGUGGACAGUUACCCACCAUUGGAUGAACUGAGAUUGCUGUACCGGCAGUUGGCUAUAAACGAAUCAUUCCAACAGCCCGGGCGGUGGCAUGACGUAGUGAUCCCCGCCCCCGAGCCGACCGGCUCGCUGACGCACCGCGUCACGCACGAGCUGCGCGCGCUCGAGCCAGCUGCCGUGUAUGAGGCCAUCGUGCAGGCGAAGAACAGAUACGGGUGGAACGAGGUCAGCGACAUAUUCCAAUUCCACACGCUCGGUGGAACACACACAGCUCACGCGGACGAACUAACACCAAUGUUCUCGUCUACGUCUAAACACAGACUGACGCAAUACUUACUAUUCGCCGCCAUUUUCUUUCUCUUUGGAUGACUAUAGACAAUGCGUUGCAAAUAAAAAAAAAUUUUUUUCGUUUAACGGUGCAUUUACAUCAAACGCGCUUCCCUAUUUACAAUAAUAAAAAAACGAACAUAGAGCAAG